AUGCCUCCCCACGCCUGCCCUACCGACAAACCCCUGGACCUCAGUCUGUGGGACUACCUGACCAACACAGAGGGACUCCAUGGCAGCCACGAUGAUCCGCGAUUCGAGAUCGCCAGGCACCAGUUCGGCGACGCGGCCAAGAACUUCAAGAUCCAGCACCACAAAGCGCGCAUGCACUAUCAUGAAGCCAAGGGGGAGGGGAUGAUUGAGGAGGAGAUGUCGUUCGAGAGAUGGAGUCAAGUCAAUGUGCCCGCUCUGCAGAUGGCUUUGCGCGAGUUUCAAUACAAAAAGGACCAGCUGGUCAAGGCGGGUCUGAUGAUCUAUGGAUCGGGCUAUCAAGAGCGCAUGGAGCGCGGAGCGCACGAGUCGGCGACGAAAGCGGCAGCGGAGGAUGGAUUCUUUAGCUGA
Aspergillus japonicus CBS 114.51 is the source of this 408-nucleotide messenger RNA. RefSeq lists its product as uncharacterized. Lineage: Eukaryota; Fungi; Ascomycota; Eurotiomycetes; Eurotiales; Aspergillaceae. The transcript is spliced from 2 exons. Bases 1 to 408 code for a protein of 135 amino acids. The record is from RefSeq and is a predicted model, not a curated record.